AUGGAUGUCGUGCUCGAUGUUCUCGACACGUUCGUCCUCGAUAGAGUGUACGCGUCAGUCCUGCCAGGUGGGAAUAGUACCUCGGACUUCGAUACUUCGUUCUUUCUGAACCAACAUGUUGGCCGUUACUACCCUCUUCAACCCUCUCAAUGGGCGACCGCCAGUCGCUGGAAGCGCGAUGACCUGCCGAGACAAGCUACCUCAUUGUUGUUCAUCACAUGGCUCUUCGGUUUAGCCAUAUACUUCAUCGGCAGCACCAUCUUCUACCACACAUGGUGGGACAAGACCUUGCUCAAACAUCCACGAUUCCUGAAGAAUCAAGUCCGUCUGGAAAUCGAGCAAGCCCUGUUCUCCAUCCCGAUAAUGGCUAUCCUCACGGUCCCGUUCUUCCUAGCAGAGAUUCGCGGGUGGUCUAAGCUGUACGAUUUCGCCAGUGAAGCUCCGUUCCCUGCGUACAACUGGCUCCAGUACCCUCUGUUCGUGGCAUUCACAGAUUCCGGCAUUUAUUGGAUUCAUAGAGCGGAGCAUCACCCUUUGGUAUAUCGGUGGUUGCACAAGAGACAUCACAAGUGGCUCGUGCCGACACCUUAUGCGAGUUUCGCGUUCAACCCAUUGGACGGGUGGGCGCAGAGUCUCCCGUACCACGUCUAUCCGAUACUGUUCCCAUUGCAGAAGGGUGCAUAUCUGGGCUUGUUUGUUUUCGUCACACUGUGGACGGUUUUGAUCCACGACGCCGAUUGCCUUUCUCAUUCUGCUAUCAUCAAUGGCCCCGAAUGCCACACCCUGCACCACCUGUACUUCAAUUAUAACUAUGGGCAGUUCACAACGUUCUGGGAUCGUGUUGGAGGAACCUAUCGGAAAGCCCGCGGCGACGAGUUCAAGAUCGUCAAGAGUCAGUAG
Molecule: messenger RNA, 900 nt
Organism: Aspergillus tubingensis
Lineage: Eukaryota; Fungi; Ascomycota; Eurotiomycetes; Eurotiales; Aspergillaceae
Product: sterol desaturase family protein
Exons: 3
Coding region: 1-900 (299 amino acids)
Biological process (GO): lipid biosynthetic process
Molecular function (GO): oxidoreductase activity; iron ion binding
Source: RefSeq, a predicted model, not a curated record